UGCAGCCGGCUCGCCUGGCGGGCUGUGUGUGCGCGCGUGUCCGUGUCACUCACAGGCGCUCUCCGCUCGCGGCGUUGGGUGAAGAGAGGGCACCGAAGGAGAGAGGCGGCCGCUGCCGCUCCUGCCGCCGCCUCCACCACCACCAUCUCCUCCUCCUCCUCCUCAGCAUGUUGCCAUCCCGUCGGGUCCCCAGAGAGAGGCGGCGCCCGCUCGGGGCGGCACGAGCAGAGCAGCAGCGGGAGGAGGAGAAGAGGAAGGCGGAGAGCGACGAGGCGAAGACGACGACGACGGCCAGCGCCACAGCCAGGGGCCGCCGUGCCGGGAGCAGCCGGAGCCGCAGCAGCAGGUGCUAGGUGUGUGCGCGCGCGCCUACCUGCCUGGCCAGCGGCUGCCCAGCCCUGCCCUGCCCGUGCCCGGUGUCUGCCGCCGACGGCGCGGCGGGGAAGAGAGCGAGAGAGCGCCAGCCAGCAUGCCCGCCCCAUGCCUCCACCUCGGGGGCCCUUAGCGCCGGAUCCCCUCCGCUGCGCCUGGACAGCCGCCUGAUCUGAUUUGGACUGGGGGCUCGGUGGGCUCGCCGCCGCCUCUUCUCCGGAGGCCGUCGCCCCCUCCCCGCACUCCCGAGGCGCUCAACUCCUCCGGACUGGACCUGACUCAAGCUGGGCUGGCGCCGGAUCGCGUGAGGAAGAAGCCCUCUCCCGCCUGCGCCCGGCGCGCCUCCUGCUCAUCUGUUGCUCUGCCUGCCGCUCGCUCCCUGCCUGGGCUCCAUGGAGGCAGCCGCGCUGGCCGCUCCUUGCCCUGCCAGCUGAUUCGCCUCCUUGCCACGGCCGGGGGGUGCGGGGCACUGAAGCCUCUCCCCGCCGCUCCCCCGCCGCACCUUUCUCCCCAAACCCAGCCAGGCAACGUCUCCGGCGCGCCCCCCGCCUUCCUCUCGCGCGCUCUCUCGCUUUGCCCGACCCACUUCGGUGCGAUGCUGCCGGGGAGCGCCGCUUCCUAAGCGCCCUCUGCUCCGGGCUGCCCGCCUACGGUGCCCAGGCGUUGGGUUCGCCGAUCUGUGGAGAUUUACAAAGGAGAUCCCCCCCACCCCGGAUCCAGAAGCAGGAAAGGCGGCUGCGGAGGGGAGGGGGAGGAACAUGGAUGAGAAGCUGCAGGCGCAUCAGGUUGACAUCGACCCGGAUUUCGAGCCCCAGAGCCGGCCACGCUCCUGCACCUGGCCGUUGCCUCACCCUGACUUCCCGGGAGAAGAGGACGAUGGAGCCGGCUGCGGUGCUGGAGCAGGGAGCGGCGGCUCCAAGCACCCCGUGGCCGGGGGACCCGAAGGCGCCGAGAACGCCGGAGUGGCGGCGGAGCGCGGCAAAGCCGCCCCGGCGCUGCCUUCGCUGGGCGCGGAUGUUGGACAGCUCCGCAAGGCGAAGACCUCGCGGCGGAACGCCUGGGGCAACCUUUCUUACGCGGAUCUCAUCACCAAGGCGAUCGAGAGCUCCCCGGAGAAGCGGCUCACCCUCUCGCAGAUCUACGACUGGAUGGUCAGAUACGUCCCCUAUUUUAAGGAUAAAGGAGACAGCAACAGUUCGGCCGGUUGGAAGAAUUCGAUCCGGCACAACCUGUCACUGCACACCCGCUUCAUCCGGGUGCAAAAUGAAGGCACUGGCAAGAGCUCCUGGUGGAUGCUGAACCCCGAGGGCGGCAAAACUGGCAAGACGCCACGCCGGCGGGCGGUCUCCAUGGACAACAACAGCAAGUUCCUGCGCAUCAAAGGCAAAGCCAGCAAGAAGAAGCAGCUGCAGGCGGCCCAGGAGCGCGGGGAGGAAAGCCCCUCCAGCCAGCAGGCCAAAUGGUCAGAGAGCCCCACCUCCCACGCGGGCGAGGAGUACGACGCCUGGGCCGACUUCCGGACACGGGCCAACUCCUCCGCCAGCACGCUGAGUGGGCGCCUCUCCCCCAUCAUGGCCAACCACGAGCCAGAUGAGCUGGAAGAGGACGACGGGACCCCAUCCUCACCGCUGAUGUACCCGAGCCCCUCCAGCACCAUGUCCCCCUCCCUGAAUGCCCGCUGCUCCGUGGAGAUGCCCAGGCUGACCGACCUCACUGGCACCAUCAACCUGAACGAGAGCCUCGGUGAGAGCCUUCUGGAUGACCUCCAGGAUAACUACAGCAUGAGCCCUGCCCAGCCCCUCCCUGCUGGCGGCCUCCGGCAGAGGAACUCUAGCUACAGCUUCAACUCCAAGUGCUCAGCUGUGGGAGCUGGAGGAGGUGGCGGCGGAGGCGGCGGUGGCGGAGGCAACACUUACUGUGGGACCAUCUACAGCCAGCCCGCCAUGAGCCUCAUGCGCCGCCUUCCCAUGCAGACCAUCCAGGAGAACAAGCAGGCCACCUUUGCCCCCAUGAACUCCUACCGCAACGCCUCUCUGCAGGACCUGCUCUCCUCCAUCUCCUAUGCGCACAAAGAGGGCGAGCCCCACAUGCCGCAAGCCAGCAGCAUGGCGCCACCCCGCGGCCACAGACAGAACGCCCUCGUGUGCAGCGGUGGGGGCGGGGGCGGCGAGAUCGGCCUGGUCCCCUACCCUCCCCACCCAUCCUCCCUCUUGAAGAGCAACGCGUUGUACCAUCCAUCACCAGCCAGCCACCACCCUCCUAUUAACAACAGUGCCUUACCCUCCCCGAUCAGCCUUAUGAGCCUGCCCAACGAUGCGUGCGGCAUGGUGGCUAUGCCACACCACGGGCACAUCCAUUCCUACAUCAACAACCAAGGGGCACACAUGAGUUUGCUAGAUUCCUUGCAGGGACCCUACCCAGAAGCCAUGCACACUCCCGUUUUGGGCCAGGACAGAUUCCCAGCAGACUUAGACUUGGACAUGUUCAACGGUAGCUUGGAGUGUGAUGUGGAGUCCAUCAUUCUCAAUGACUUCAUGGACAGUGAUGAGAUGGACUUCAACUUUGACUCUGCCCUCCCGCCGCAGAACGGUCUCAAUAUGGCCACCUUGCCCAGUGCCCCGCAACCCACCAAUCAGAGCUGGGUGCCGGGGUGAGGCCUGCUCAGACAGCUCCAGCCCACCAAUCAGCGGAGUGGGGGGUGGGGGGUACUGAAACAAACUCUCUCUCCCCCCCCCCCGCCACCCCUUCUUCUUUCCUUUGCCUUUGUUUGUUCAGCCAGGCUAGAGCCAUCUGUUUAAACUUGAGAACAACACUAAACACACACACACACACACACACACACACACACACACACACACACACAACGUAGGGUAAACAAUGUUUUGACAGGUACCGGCGGCUUCCCGCUCGUGCCAGUUGUAUUGUGCAGUAAGUCGGAUCUGUCUUUGAUGUGUGCAAUAGGCACAAGUUAGCCAUGGCCUUGCAGAGCUGCUGCCCCCAUCUCUUCCCCCUCCCUUCCCCGCCCUGGGCUCCUGCACUAUUGCACAGAAAGAGGGAACCGGUGCAUUGUGGCCCAAAGAACAAUCUAGAACUAUGGUCAAGCCUUCAUGUUGGUCAAGGUGGCCUCCUUGAAGGGGUGUUUCUGGCUUGCCAUUGGUUCCAUUCCCAAUGGUUCUCCUGAGAGCUAAAUUCUAAUUUUAUUUCCCUGCACUGGUCCUGGCCUGCCUGUGGCAUCCCUAAAGUAGAGACCAAAUAGAUAAGACACCCCCCCCCAUUUCCAGACAGCCAACAUAGGAAGCUGCCUUUUUCUGAGUCAGACCAUUGGUCCAUCUAGUUCAGUGUUGUUGACACAGACUGGCAGCGGCUUCUCCAAGGUUGCAGCCAGGAGUGUCUCUCAGCCCUAUCUUGGAGAUGCUGCCAGGGAGGGAACUUGGGACCUUCUGCACACAAGCAGGCAGGUGCCCUUCCCAGAGUGGCCCCAGAGCUUACAGUGCUCACAUGUAGUCUCCCAUUCAAAUGCAAACCAGGGAAGACCCUGCUUAGCAAAAGGGACAAUUCAUGCUAGCUACCACAAGACCGGCUCUGGACAGUGCUGUCGUACUCGCUAACCACUGGCAGCAAGAGCUGCUCGCAAAGGGCUUGCCACGUCGACCAGUUCUUCGCCUGAGUUAGCUAUAGUAUCUCCCCAUCCAGUUGUUCCAACUGAAUUACAAUGGAUUUCCUUCCAUGGGCAGAAAAAUCGGUCGUACUUGCAGCAUGACUGGUAUAGAAGGGAAGAAUCUGGGAUCACCGGGUGGGAGGGGAUGCCAUGGAAAGCGGCACCAGCCUGAUCCAUGCCAGCUUUGCCAGUGGUUGCAUUUUCUGUCCUCCGUGCUUGCAGCAGCCACUGUGAAAUGCGUGUGCAUAUAGAAUGCGCACUUGACAUGUGCCUGCUGCUGCACACCGAGACACAUGGCCCUUGGCACUAUAUUAAGAGCUAGUCCCUGGUGUGGUGUGGCUACUGCUGACCUGGGAGGUGGGCAAUCCGGGGCUUGGAGGUGAGGAGGAUGGGAUGGGAUGGCAACGUAAUGCGGUGGGGUGCCCUCUCUGGUUGGCGGAUACCUGAAGUUGUGAGUGCAGAGCCCGAGGUUUGGAUGGGAACUGGCAGCCAGGUAGGCAAGAGUUGCUUCAAGGCUAGGAGAGCAUGCUUGGAAGUGUAGCUGCAGCCAUAGGAUGGAGGUGCAGAUGGACGUAUCGUAGGGUCGGAGGCCGCCUCGGAGCACUUCAAAGAGGUGGUGUGCCAAUGCGCCCUUAGACCAUUUUCACAAGUGACAUUGUAAUUAGUGUUUGUAUAUCCCAUAUCUGGACAUUUGAGAAGUAAAAGGUAGACAACCAUACUGACUAGAAUCCAUAUGAAAACUGGCUCUCUUCUGCUGUCUGUCCUGCUUUAAUACCUUCCCGGAGGAAUGUGUUCAAGAUUAAAUCGUGCUGCUUUCGUCACUUGUGAAAAGGUCCUUCUUUGAUUGGGUCCAUGGUGCAGUAGGCGGGGAGAUAUUUAUUUUAAAAAUUGAUAUCCCACCUUUCCUAAGUAAACAAUGGCACAAGGCAGCCAAAAGAAAACUAAAAGGACAGAAACAAUAAUAGGUUAGAUGCCCUAAAAUAAUACAAACAUAAAAUAAAAUACAGAACUUCAUUGAAUGAAAACAGUUUCAGGAUGCAAUUCGAUGCAAAUGUACCUGGGAGUAAGUUAUACUGAGCACUGUGGGACUUCCUUCUGAGAGUCUAUGUGUCUAGGAUUGUAGUGUUAAAAUACAAAAAGAGUAACCCUUUGUCCUUUACCAAUUCCCUGACUUCAAAAUCCACCCAUUUGAAGCUGUCCUCCAUAACUUAUUGGUAUGAUUUGGACUGGGGUCAUGAUAUUGUGUGGAGGUGAGGGGGGGGUCAAUCCAAAAUGGCCCCCUCCUGCGGCUGUUUUUUGAAACAUGAUGCUCUAGCAUCAUAUGUAACUCAGCUCUGGGUGAACUAUUAAAGGAUGCCUGAAUAUCCCACUCCAGCAAGGAACUAUUUCCAGUGGCAUCUAUAGCUCAUGUUAUGGAGGCAGAAGCAGAGAGAGAAUAUUUCUAACAAUUCUGAAGGCAGGGGAAAACAAGGGGUUUGGGGUGGCUUGGUUUUGGAAGACAGAAAUACAGAGGGAAAACUAAAUGUGGACAAUAUCAUACCACCUUACUUAUCAAAUCUAAAUUGUAUUUACUGCUCUAAGAACAUCAGAGGCAUGAUUCCUCCAAGUUAAACACCAUGAAGUUCUAUUGAUUUCAAUGGGAGAGCUGAUCACAUCCAUAAAUCUCCAUCAUUGAAACUGGUGGGAUUUCCAAGUGCUUAUCUUUGGCUGGAUUGAGCCCAAAAUGUGUUAUAUACAACUUAGUUAGCAGUUAGCGCAUGAGAUAAGUAUUGUUUGGUAUAUUUAUAAAGCUUUGAAAAAGGUUCAAUGUUUUAUGUGCUGAUCCCAUGGAGUGCAUGUGGAAUCCCUUUUGAAGAGCUGAAAUCUCAUUAAUCAGCUGUCUGAGAGAGGAGACCUAGACCUGAGAGAGGAGAUCUAGCCUUUCACUCCCCUCCCAAACAGCUGAUACCUGGAUUUUUAAAAAGGAUUUAGCAUGCACAGCCCUGUCUACAGGAUCAAGAGGAGAACUGCAUGUGCAAGCAUAUGAGAUUCCUCAGCCUGUAGGGACAGACAUGCAGAAGCUUGCCUCUUGGUACGUAGGACCCCUAGGAUCAGGGUGCCUGGACGCAAUCUAACCCAAUGUUAGCACUUCUUAGGCUCAAACUAGGCAUGGUGGCAGCAGUUCUCUGUUUAAGGGAUGGGGAGAGACACAGAAAAUUCUGCAUAAAAUUUCCGCGGCAGGGGGGAAUUGCCUCCAAUGCAACUGGCAUUUCACUGAGCAUUCUAAAAGAGGACAUAUUCUAUGUGGGCUUUUAUUAUCAUUAUUUCCCCCAAAUUCUCAAUAUUUUCAUAUUGGGCCUCCAGGAAGGGGGCGAGACCCAAAACAUUUUUACUCCUGAAUUCCUCUUUCCCCCCUCCAGCCUUCAUAUCAGUAGGCAGGAAUGGGCAUAGCCAUAAUAACCAGGCAUCAAUAAUCCACUUGCCAGUGGCGAGUGCCUCUAGCCCUCUGGUGAGCAGGACACCCAGCACCACACAGAUCUCCUCCCCAGAGGUUUCAUUUCCCUGCCAUUUUUGAGAAGAUAGGAAAGAGCAGGAAUCCUUUUUGAGGAGUAGGAGAGUGCUCUCCCAAUUGUAGAAACAGGGAGAGCCCUCCGUUUCAUUAUGAUUAUCAGGGAUCCACUAAUUUAGACUUUGUUUACUAGCCAGACAUUCUGGUCAUCACCGAUGAUGCAAAUGACAGAAGACCUGCUUCUCUCCCAAGCCUUCUGCCUGUGCACCAUAGAAAGAUCUGAGGGAAAAGAGGGGAUUGGUGAUGACCAGAAUGGUUGGCUAGUAAACAAAGUCUAAGUUAGUGGAUCCCUGAUCAUCAUAAUGAAACUCCUGGAAAGGAGGCGUAACCCAUUUUGCCCAUGUGUGUGGCAGUACAUGAGCCCAAUUAAUCUGGGCCACUGUUUUGCUCUACAUCUGCAUCAGCUGCAAGCCAACAACAUCAUUCAAAUGGGCUCACACGAGAUAAAUGUUUACAUUGCUGGAUCAUGUACCAAAUUUAAUAUAUUUGGAUUCUAAAGAUUUUGUUUGUAAUUAUAACUAUUUUAUUACGAUUAUAAUUAUUUGGUCAAGCUCAUUGAUUCCUUUUAUGAUUUCCUCCUCAGUUUCCCCAAAUGUUUUCACUGGCAACACUAAUCAGAAACUUCAGCUGCAGCCUUACGGUCCAUAUAAGGGCAAUUCCAAGGGUAACAGAAUCAGGCAUGUUACCACUUUUUCAAUGACUGCACCCAGAAGCAAAUUUUCAAGCUAAUGUUAUAUAUACCCACUGGCACAAGAACAUUUCCUACAAGGGCAUAUUUUUACAAAACUCUUAAAUAUAAUUGAUAGACUCUGAAACAUGCAAAAUACGUUAGUAACAGAAUCAGAAUUGUGGGACAUUGUUUCUGAUUCCGUUACCAAGGUGUUUUGUAUGUUUCUGACAAUAUAUUAUUUAAGACUUUUGUGAAAAAUAUGACCUUAGAAAAUGUUCUCUUACCAAUGGGUAUAUAUAAUAUCAACUUGAAAAAUCUGCUUAUGGCUACAGUAAUUGAAAAAGUAAUAAGAUGCCUAAUUCCAUUACCCUUGGAAUUGCCCACAAAUAGUCGGCCACAAGGACUGUUGUUUAUAGUGAUGGAGGGUAGAGUCAGAUCCCUGGGGAUUCAGAAUGCAACUGCCUCCAUGUUAACAUCUACAAUCUACCCCUACCCCAAUCUUGAAGCAAUGAGAGAAAGGAAAGAAACGUUCAAAAAAAGGCAGAGAUGAUCUGAGUGCCUGUCUACCCUCUACCCUCCUUGACACCAUCAUCCCAGUUAUUGGAAGGGGUCUUCAUAGUGCCUAGGGGCAGAACAUUGACUCAUUUCUUAGAGCAGAGGACAUAUCCUAGAGCAUUUCCAAUCUUGGAUCCCUAGAUGAUGAUAGACUUCAACUCCCAUCAUUCCCAGCCAAAAUGGUCAAAGGCUAGAGAUGAUGGGCAUUGCAAACCAACAAUAUCCAGGGUUUGGGGACUCCUGUCCUAGAGUGUCAACAGAAGAUUGAGAAGAGAGGAUGCGAGAGACAGAAAGGCCUGCCGUUGACCCUCAGCUGAACCCUAAGCUCAUGUCUUUGUGGAGGCAGAAAGACAGGAUGGCCCUCUCACGUCCCCUGCCAUGCAGGACUUUGGCUGGAGAGCUAAUCCUUAGGAAGCGCCCUCUUGCUCAGCCAUCGUUGUGGUGUGUUAACUGUAGGGUCGUUAUGUGUGCAAUGAAGUCAUAUUGCUAAGCGUUGUGUUUAACCGUCUUUGUGCAAGUGCAGUGCAGUGCCAAGGGGCUGGGAUGUUGAGCAUGGGCAGGGCAUGUGCCACAGAGAGUCCUGCUAGUCAUGUUGAGUAAGGCGGCACUAUUGGAGGGGCAGCGUGGUGGAAAGUGUGGGGCCCGGUGAGGACAGGGACGCUCUCGGCAAUCUGCACCGGUACUGCCUUCUGCUGAUCAGUCCGGCAAGAUAGCAGGCGGGUUCUCUGAAGAAAACCAAAGGGAAUUAUAUGGUCAGAUAUCAACGCCUGGGGAGUGGGAUAUUUUUAAGAGGUGAGGAGCCGGUAUCGUCUUGGAAAUGGAGUUGGUGAUUUUGUUCGUCAGUCUGGACCUCUGUGGGGGCGCCCCGUCCCUCACAUUUGGACUGGGAGCCUUGUCAGUCGCUGGCCAACAGGUGCAGAUAUGACCAUCUUGCUGGUCCAUCUGUCUACCUGGUGUUGAGAGCUCCACUGUGGCUGGGAACUUGCUCCUCCCCCUUCCCCCCCAAGUCACUGUCUAGAACAAGCUUGUGAUUCCCCUUUCAUACCCCUCAGACAGCGAGCGGCUGACAAUCCUGAAGCCACCGCCUCACUUGCCUGCCCUGGAGUGGCUUGACAGACUGGAGUCUGGCAGGUGAGGCCUCCCGAGUGCCACAUGGCAGGAAAUGGUGGUGGCCCAAUCUGAUUGCUGCCACUGUGGCAGCCGUAGCAGGGAAGCAAGGCAUGGCCUCCACUUCUGCGCAAGCCACACAAUUGCUUCUGUAUUGCACUUAAAAAUAAUGAUAAUUUUGGGAAAUGCUCAACACAUUUUCAAAACAUUUUCUUUUUUAAAAAAUGGAUACCUUUGGAGGGUUAUUCUUUUGUCCACUUUUCAGUACAGGUCUACCAGUGGCUACUAGUCUGAGGGCUAUGGGCCACCUCCAGCCUCAGAGGCAAGAUGCCUCGGAAUGCCAGUUGCAAGGCAUGCCCUCACCUCUUGCUUGUUGGCUUCCCCGAAGUAUUGGAUGGGCCGCUGUGGGAAACAGGAUGCUGGACUUGAUGGGCCUUGGGCUUGAUCCAGCAGGGCUGUUCUUUUGUAUCCAAAUUAAACCCCCACAUUCUGGUUUUGCAAUGAAAAAUUGUACUCAAAUUGAUUAUUCUUCCAACUAGAAAUGCUUCCACUCACCAAUCUGAUAAGCAUUGGCACGUUGUUGCUUGGAUAGGCCAGUCUUCUGACCAUUUAACAUGGGUAUGUUUCCACCAUCCUAAAGGCAAUUGCUCACCAGUCUAAGCAAUUGGUGGUGACUCAUUCCUCCCCACCCUUCCCCCUUUCCUGAAACUCUUUGCCUAACUCCAUGUACAAUGCAGCUAGGGCUUACCCUAGAUUGGUUUUCAAUGCCAAGACUCAGCUAUGGAACACGUGAAGUCACCGUCACUUAAAAGAGUAUCACAGGACAUGUGCAAAAAAUCCCUUUCCUUCCAACGAUCCAGAAUCAUAUACAUCAAGGAUUCUCAAACUUGGGUCCUCAGGUGUUAUUGGACUUCAGCUCCCAUAAUCCCCACCCUCAGUGGCCUUUGGUUGGGGGUUAUGGGAGUUGAAGUCCAAUAACACCUGAGGACCCAAGUUUGAGAAUCACGGAUAUACAUUAUGGAACAAAGGCAGAACUUGCAAGCCAAAGGAUGUCGCAUCCAGGCAAGCUGGCAUCUCAGUUCCUCUUGAUUUAGGUUAAGAAUGGCAUGCAGGACUGCUUUGAGCUGUUGCUGAUUUAAAACUGUUGCUUUAAAUCAGCGUUGUGGCUAGGGUGUGAUGUGGAGCCAGGCUGUGAGACCAACAGUUCCUGUACAAAGAUGGCCUUGCCUUGCCCACAUCAGGGUCUGAAGGAGGCCAUUUGGCUGCAUCUUGGUGUUCAGUGUUCUUGUAAGGAGCAAUUGGCAGGAGAUGACGAGGCGCUUGAGCCGUGGGGCAGGGUCCACCAAGCAGCCCACCCAGCAGGAAGGAGCUGACCCCCCUGAACUAAGCACAGUCAUAGCACACCAGCUCGGCCGCCCCCCCACCCCACACUUUCCCACAGUGCCCACCUUUUCAGCCUUGAGAGCUGGGUCACCAUCUUGGGCAUGGUUGUUCAGGUGGGACCAAGACCCAGGUGUGACAUUCAGUCCUCCUAAAAUGCAGCAGGCUCACAGAGAGGGGACGGCCUGAUGUCAGGAGAGUCUGUCACCAGGUUGGGCCAGACCAAACGUUUCCAAAUUUGUGUCUUUUCCUCCUCGUAUUUAUAACUGUACAGAUUCGGGGGUUAGGGUUUUCGACAGGCUGUUAUCUCUCACCACACAUAUAUUGUACGCAAUGUAACCUUCUUGAUUGUGCUAUUCUAGUUUUGUGUAUGUGGCAAUGUAAAGAACUGUGUAUAGUGCAUUGUACAGCAUAUUUUCAUGAAUAAAAUUGUUUUAAA
Molecule: messenger RNA, 10729 nt
Organism: Hemicordylus capensis (graceful crag lizard)
Lineage: Eukaryota; Metazoa; Chordata; Lepidosauria; Squamata; Cordylidae
Gene: FOXO6
Product: forkhead box O6
Exons: 2
Coding region: 1131-3026 (631 amino acids)
Biological process (GO): regulation of transcription by RNA polymerase II
Cellular component (GO): nucleus
Molecular function (GO): RNA polymerase II cis-regulatory region sequence-specific DNA binding; DNA-binding transcription factor activity, RNA polymerase II-specific
Source: RefSeq, a predicted model, not a curated record